Molecule: messenger RNA, 666 nt
Organism: Cladocopium goreaui
Lineage: Eukaryota; Dinophyceae; Suessiales; Symbiodiniaceae
Source: the annotation of a GenBank genome assembly
AACCUCUUUGGUGUGGUGAAGAACUUUCGGGAGGAACACUUAGAGGUCCCUGCAGGCGAAGCCGAGCCACAGCCCUUUGUGAAGGCUGGGCUUCCGUUGAACAGCGUGGUUCGAAUCCUGAAGCUCCAGAAGCGGCCCGAGCUCAAUGGUCAGCUGGGCACCGUCGUGGGCUGGGACACCGUGGAAGAUCGAUGUCAGGUUCGUUUGGUCGAUGGGAGCGGUUUGCUUCUGAAGGUCGGGAAACGGAUUUCACAUGCCGGACGGAGGCCACCCACUGGGUCGCCAAAGCCUGACGAGGUGCCUGAGAUGAGAGUGGGACCAGCUCACUGUACCUUGAAGAUCCUUGAAGUGUCAUUCUGCCACCCACUGGGUCGCCAAAGCCUGACGAGGCGUAUCGCACCAAAUAUCUUGGUGAGAAUCAAGGGCAUCAAGGUUCGGCCCGAGCUCAACGGUCUGCAAGGCGUCGUCACCGCCUGGGAUCCACGUGAAGAAUCCUGGGCUGUUCGAUUGCAUGGGGCUGAAGCUUCUGCACAGAACCUCUUUGGUGUGGUGAAGAACUUUCGGGAGGAAGACUUAGAGGUCCCUGCAGGUGAAGCUGAGCCACAGCCCUUUGUGAAGUUGGGACCUCGACUCGGGAGGGGAACUCGCCACGGACUGAUGUGGUAG